CCUUGCUCCUAUUCAUACGAUACUGCUAGGCCUACCACAAAAAUGAAACUCGUUAGUAAGGAGGUGGAAAAAGAUGGAUCAGGUCAAGUUACCUUAAUACCAGUUGAAGCAGAAGACAUGUGGCAUGCAUAUAAUCUAAUCAGCGUUGGUGACAGCCUUAGGUCAACAACGGUGCGAAAGGUCACAACAGAAUCGUCAACAGGAAGUAGUAGCAGUAGCCGUGUACGCACCACGCUGACCAUCUCAAUUGAGGAUAUAGACUUUGACACACAGGGGUGUAUGUUAAGGGUCAAAGGUAGAAAUAUACAAGAGAACCAGUAUGUUAAGAUGGGAGCAUACCAUACACUGGACUUGGAGCUCAACAGAAAGUUCACACUGGCUAAAGUAUGCUGGGAUAUCAUAGCACUAGAAAGAAUUGAGAUGGCUUGUGAUAUAGCACAGUCAGCAGAUGUAGCAGCAGUGAUCUUGCAAGAAGGUCUUGCACACGUGUGCCUGGUUACAUCCAGCAUGACCGUCAUCCGUGCCAAACUUGAACAGAAUAUUCCUCGUAAACGCAAAGGAUUCUGCCAGCAACACGACAAGGCGCUUCUCAAGUUUUAUGAUUCAGUUUUACAGGCCAUUCAGAGGCAUAUAAACUUUGAAAUUGUGAAAUGUGUAAUCGUAGCAAGUCCUGGAUUUGUGAAAGAUCAGUUCUGUGAAUAUCUUUUCCAACAAGCUGUGAAGCUUGACUUAAAGGUACUGCUAGAAAACAGACACAAAUUCAUCCAGGUACAUUCAUCUUCUGGUCACAAACAUGCACUGAAAGAAGUAUUAUCAGACCCAGAUCUUUCAACAAAGUUGGCUGACACUAAAGCUGCUGGGGAGGUGAAAGCCCUGGGGCAAUUCUACACUAUGCUCAAUUCGGAACCAGAUCGAGCAUUGUACGGUAUAAAGCAUGUCGAGAAGGCUAAUGAGGCAUCUGCAAUAGAAACAUUACUAGUUAGCGACACACUCUUCAGAUCAACAGAUAUCACUCAAAGGAAGAGGUAUGUUGCACUUGUUGAGGAAGUAAGGGAGGGUGGAGGAGAUGUCCGUAUAUUUUCGAGUCAGCAUGUGUCUGGUGAACAAUUGGAUUUGCUGAGCGGAGUGGCAGCCAUUUUGAGAUUUCCGAUGCCUGAUAUUGAAGAAAUCGAUUCAAGUUCUGAUGAAGAUUAAAUUCUAAGAAAACAAGAUGAGUUUAAGGACAGGUUCAUAGACUGAAGUACAAUUAUUAAAGAAUUAAAUGUUGAACUUGUAUAAUAUCAACAGUGAAAUUAUUUAAAUGAAUAUGCUAAUGAGGAGUGCCAUAUGUUGACCAGUGAUGCAUAUAAAUUACUGACAGCUUUUACUUUCAGACAUACAUGGCUACACACUUAUUAACAAUAGAAUGCAAGGUCAGGAUGUUGAUAUUUUAUCAAGGCACAGAAGAAUAGAAUGUGGGUUUACUAAGUGAUCAUGUUACCUAUUGACCAGGUACUUAAAGUUGGCAAAUAGAAAUGAUUUGUAUAGACAAUUAAAGAAUAUUGAAUGUAAGAUAAUGAAUGAAUGUAUGAAUAGUAUUUGAAUGAGAAUAAAGUAAUGAUAUUGGUCACACCAUAAAUCUUGCUAUAAAUUUUAAAAGAUGCUUAAAUAAAAUAAAAAUAUAUAUAUGACAAGGUAAAAUUUAUGAACUAGCUAAUGGACAACAUAACACAUUUUGCCUUGCUGCGCAAACAUGUCACUGCUUUUGGAUUAAAUUACCCCCUCAAUGUUGACUCUUUUUACUACAGUACUUGUAAAAAAAAUACUACCCCCUCAACGAUGACUGAAUAUCAAACCUGCUUCAUGUUACUAUUUUUGGCACGGCAGACGGAAAGCAUUUUGACUGAGUAUUUCAACCAUAUUUAAUCUAGCAAAAUGAAGUAUCCACAAAUAUAAGAGCAACUAUAUUAAUAAAACAUCAGAUUUCAUCUAGAGAUGAAAUCAAAUUUGUCACCCUAAUGAUCUCAAUUUACCUUAAUUUUGGAUGCAUUUUACCAAAUUCAAGAAUUUUUUUUUUUUGAACAAGGUUUAGUACAGUAUAAUGUGUAUGUAUAGUGAUUCUGAUCUAAUAGAAUCACUAUUUGGAGGGUGUAAAUAAAGAACUUGUUAUAAAAGCUUGGCUGUACAGGCUUCUGUUGAACCAAAUAGUGGCCAAAAAAUGCAUUAAAAACAACAGAUGUUAAAACAAACUGAA
Anneissia japonica is the source of this 2233-nucleotide messenger RNA. RefSeq names its product protein pelota homolog. The record is from RefSeq and is a predicted model, not a curated record. Gene Ontology annotation, biological process: nonfunctional rRNA decay; nuclear-transcribed mRNA catabolic process, non-stop decay; RNA surveillance. Lineage: Eukaryota; Metazoa; Echinodermata; Crinoidea; Comatulida; Comatulidae. Gene Ontology annotation, cellular component: cytoplasm.